This is a messenger RNA of Drepanopeziza brunnea f. sp. 'multigermtubi' MB_m1, 465 nucleotides long. The record is from RefSeq and is a predicted model, not a curated record. NCBI's taxonomy places the organism in Eukaryota, Fungi, Ascomycota, Leotiomycetes, Helotiales, Drepanopezizaceae.
AUGCGAGAGCACAGCUCAGAAGACAAUCUGGCCUGGGACAAGAGCGACGAGGCAUCGGAAAUAUCCCAGAAACGCCUUCGAAGGACGGGCACCAGCGAACUUGCAGCGUCCCUUGCGGCGCAGAAGUUCGGGAGGAAAGCAAGAUUCGAGCCCCCUUUGCUCAUCAGCGGAUACAACAUCUUGUACCGGAUCCAGGUUGAGGGACUGACUCCAGAUGUUUGUCAUGCGAGAAGACUCUACGAGAAGGAAACACACCGAGAUCCUCGUACUGGCAACAUCCUCGCAGGACCUACGCAGUUCAUCCUUGAUUGUCCUUGGUGGCUAGUCAUUGAAGUUCCAGAGAUGUGGAAACCGGACAUCGACGACUGGACCCAGGUCUACGACCUGUGGUUGCAGAUCUGGCUGUCGGCGCUAGAGACCGCCGAAAAGAAAAGAACGAAAUUGGCUCUGAAACUGUGCCUUUAG